AUUCAGAGGCGCGGGGCCGGGCCUGGCGGACGCUUGUUGUUGUCCGGCCGGGGGAGGCGGAGGUCGCUCGCUCGCUCGCUCGGCUCGCUGACUCGCCGGGGCGCUCUGUGGCGGUCGGCGGCAGGUCGGUCGCGAGAGCGGGCUCUGUGCAGGGGGGCGAGGCUAUGUCGCGGUGGCAGCCCGGAUGGGCCGGCAGGGCCGGGAGUAACGGGACGUCGCCGCGGAGCUUCUUCCCCCGGAUACAGUGCGGCCCGAGCGGAGGCCGCGGCGCCGCCCUCCGAUCUUGAGGAGCCCGCGUUGCGCGGAGCCCGCCCCAGCCUGCGCACCGGCACCGACGCGGAGCGACCCAGCCCAGCCAGACCCGGCCCGGCCCGAUCUAACCCAGCCAGGCAGGCAACACUAGCCCCUCUGGAGCACGGAGCUCCUUCCCCAAGGACAUGAAGCUGUUGGAGAACUCGAGCUUUGAAGCCAUCAACUCACAGCUGACUGUGGAGACCGGAGAUGCCCACAUCAUCGGCAGGAUUGAGAGCUACUCGUGUAAGAUGGCAGGAGACGACAAACACAUGUUCAAGCAGUUCUGCCAGGAGGGCCAGCCCCACGUGCUGGAGGCACUCUCUCCACCCCAGACUUCAGGCCUCAGCCCCAGCAGACUCAGCAAAAGCCAAGGCGGCGAGGACGAGGGCCCCCUCAGUGACAAGUGCAGCCGCAAGACCCUCUUCUACCUGAUUGCCACGCUCAAUGAGUCCUUCAGGCCUGACUAUGACUUCAGCACGGCCCGCAGCCAUGAGUUCAGCCGGGAGCCCAGCCUUAGCUGGGUGGUGAAUGCAGUCAACUGCAGUCUGUUCUCAGCUGUGCGGGAGGACUUCAAGGCCCUGAAACCACAGCUGUGGAACGCGGUGGACGAGGAGAUCUGCCUGACUGAAUGUGACAUCUACAGCUAUAACCCAGACUUGGACUCGGAUCCUUUCGGGGAGGAUGGUAGCCUCUGGUCCUUCAACUACUUCUUCUACAACAAGCGGCUCAAGCGAAUCGUCUUCUUUAGCUGCCGUUCCAUCAGUGGCUCCACCUACACACCCUCAGAGGCAGGCAACGAGCUGGACAUGGAGCUGGGGGAGGAGGAGGUGGAGGAAGAAAGCAGAAGCGGAGGCAGUGGGGCCGAGGAGACCAGCACCAUGGAGGAGGACAGGGUCCCAGUGAUCUGUAUUUGAUGAGGAGGAGCCGAGGCCCCAGCUUCAUCCAGCUUCAACCAAUGCCUGGACCUGCCCACCUGAGAGGCCCCUGGGGCCUCCCCAGCUGCUGGCCAGACCCUGGCGCUGCCACAGUCCUGGCAUUGCCCGAGGCCAUACCUGCCUAGCCCUUUGGCUCCAUCCUGUGGAUGCCCACUCACCCGUCAGACUCCUGCUGCCCGUGCUGUGGCCGGACUUGGCAGCAGGGGGCCUGGUGGGAAGAGCGACUGCCCUGCCCAAAUGAACUGCCACAGCAGGGACAGCUGGACCACAGAGUUUAUUUUUGUAUUUCUACUGGGCCUGCACACUCCAGCCCAAAGGGUCUGUGGCCAGAGGCCCCGCAAGCAGGCCCCAGCGUCACCGGCUCUGGUCUUGGGCCGGCCCCUGGUGCCCACCUGUACCCCCACCUCGCCCAUUUGGCCGCGUGCACUGAGUGUCACUUUGCUGCAGCUCAUUUCUUUCCAAUAAAAGUUUCUGUGACUU
Messenger RNA from Nomascus leucogenys (northern white-cheeked gibbon), 1709 nucleotides. RefSeq names its product MAF1 negative regulator of RNA polymerase III (gene MAF1). Gene Ontology annotation, biological process: negative regulation of transcription by RNA polymerase III. NCBI's taxonomy places the organism in Eukaryota, Metazoa, Chordata, Mammalia, Primates, Hylobatidae. Gene Ontology annotation, molecular function: RNA polymerase III core binding. Gene Ontology annotation, cellular component: nucleus. The record is from RefSeq and is a predicted model, not a curated record.